CAAUUUUGGAAAAAAGCAACCGCCCGCCGGCCGCCAUCGCCCAUCAUCGCGAUCAAUUCCAGUAGAUAAAACUUAUACCUAUAGGUAUAUUAUAAACCGUAGUAUCGUAUUGAUAUUUUAUUAUAAUGAAUAUAUUAUUACAGUAGUAUAAAGUUAUUGUGUCGUGUCAAUGCUCAGUGUCACUUGUAGUUAAUAUUCGUAACCGUCUUAACGUCGUUUUCGUCACGGUAAGGUUUGCUCCCAGUCUUCAAUAAUUUUAUCGUCGUCCGUUACUGGCGCAGUGGCGCGCGCGCACAACUACAAUCUCAUAUUGAAAUAUGGACUGUUGUGUAUGAUACUGAAAAUUAGACUAUAACGUUAAGCGCCAGCAUCAUAUUCCUCGUCCGCCUACUGUUCCGCAAACGUAUUGAUAAGGACAGCAUAAGGCGUUUCGCAGUUUUCAUUAACUUUUACCGACCAAUAAUCGUGUGUAAUAUCCGCCACCGCCGAAAUGGACAAGAGGAAGUUGUCAACGUCUGGAGAUUCUCUUUAUGUUACUCUGAGUUUAGCUAAAACAGCAGAAACUGAAGAAAUUAAGAAAACUUAUCGAAAACUUGCUUUAAAAUUUCAUCCAGAUAAGAAUACUGGUAACCCAGAAGCAGAAGAAAAGUUCAAAGAAAUUAAUAAGGCGUAUAGAAUAUUGACGGAUCCAAGCAAACGUAAUAUAUAUGACAAUUAUGGUUCUCUUGGAUUGUAUAUUGCAGAGCAGUUUGGGGAAGAGAAUGUCAAUGCUUAUUUCUUUGUCACAUCAAAAUGGUGCAAGGCUUUAAUAAUUGGAUCUUGUAUAGUUACUGGAUGUUGCUGUUGUUUCUGUUGUUGUUGUUGUUGCAAUUUCUGUUUUGGCAAGUUUAAGCCAAAUGUACCUGAAGAUCAACAAGCAAAUUAUACAAAUUUACAUAACGAUGGAGCGAAUUCAAAUAUAGAUGGUUUACAUAAAAAGGAGGAUAGUGAAGAUGAUGUUAUUGUGAAUCAACCAUCAUCUACAAACAAUGCUACAGGAGGUGCAGCACAGCAUACUACUGCGUUUGCCAUGCCACCACCACCUUCGGCCAACGAGACUACUGCACUGAAUCCAGAUGGUACUCCUACAAAGUACUCUGCAAGCAAAUAAAUUGUCUUUGAGUCAUUAAAGCCCGUCCCAUCAGACCCAUAUAAUUCUCAAGUAUGACAGAGUAAUUGUCCUCAAUUACUGUUUUCCAGUGGAGUUUUAUCACAGAGCAUUACAAUAAAUAGUUUUUUCAUAUUCAUUAAUCACAUUUUAAAAUUUAAAAUUCCAAGAUGAUUUUAACAUUUUGAUUAGUUAUUUAAAAAUGUACUACCAAUAAGCGUGUACAUAUAAAUUUUUCUUGUGUGUUUUUCUCCUAUAGCUUACAUGUAUUUAAUUUUGCAUAGCUAAUAACUAAAUAUAAUAUAUUAUGAAAACCUGUUUCAAAAUGUGCCAGUUUUUUUUUUUUAAAUUCUUUUAUAUAGAUUCAUAUAAAAAAUAAUAUUACUGCUUUAAUUAAAUCAUUUAUUUGAUUUUAAAAAUGUAGAAAUUUGUUUUAUUCAUUAAAAAUAAAAUAAAACAAACUUACACUUAUCGACUGAGUUUCCAAUAUACAUACAUACAACUGAAUUUAAUUUGUUUUUAUUAUAUUUUGUGAAUAUUUAUACAAUGUUGAACAACUUAUCCAAACAGGGAAAUUUGGUUAAUAUUUAUAUUAGUUCUAAUAAAUAUAUUUGUAGAUAUUAGUCACAAAUACAUCAAGUCAUUCUAUAAUAUUUUAGAUUUUUUUUUUAAUUUUAAUUUUUUUUAAGUAACAGUUUUCUAGCAUGUGAUUUAUUCUAUUUUAAUCUAGCUUAAUUUGAUAUUAAGAAGUACCUACAUUAUAUGUAUAAUUACAUUUUAAUUAUUUACAUUAUUCAUAGCUUAAAAUAAUAUAAUUAUUCAUUAAUCAUUUUAAUAUGAUACAAUAAUAAUCUAUUCAGUUUUACAUAUUUUGUUUAUUGUUGUAUUUGCUACUUGUUAAAAAAAACUGUGUUCGUGAACAAUUCGUUCUGAUUUUUUAUGUUAAUUAUUAUUUUUAUAAUUAUUUUUUAAACUUUUGUUUCCACAAAGAAAAUAAGUAGUGAUAGCCAAUAUUAAUUAUUCUACUAAUACUAUGUAAACAACAAAGUGAGAUAUAUUAGAGAUAAAAUUGUCUUGUAUAUUUUUUUUUUAUCAUAGAUACUUUAUCUUAAAAUAUAAUUAUUUCAUUUAUAAAUUACAUCCUGUGACAUUUGUGUUAUUUACUAAAUUUUUUUUUCAUUUUUUGUUUAAAUUAUUUAAGUUGUUUAAGAUUUUUGAAUCUCUUCCAGGAAUACAUAUUAUGUAAAUAACAGAACCACCUUUAUUCAAUAUUAUUAAUGUAUUACCUUGCAGAAAUCAUUUGAAUAUUUAAUGUGCAGCAUUAUAUUGGUGUAGACAGUUAAGCUAAUCAUUUUUUUAUUUUGUACUAUAAUAUAAUAUCAUCAUCUAUUACUACUAUUUCUAAACAAUAAUAACAAUAUUAUAUUCCUUAAAGAUUA
Molecule: messenger RNA, 2586 nt
Organism: Aphis gossypii (cotton aphid)
Lineage: Eukaryota; Metazoa; Arthropoda; Insecta; Hemiptera; Aphididae
Product: dnaJ homolog subfamily C member 5 homolog
Exons: 7
Coding region: 491-1150 (219 amino acids)
Biological process (GO): regulation of neuromuscular synaptic transmission
Cellular component (GO): type Is terminal bouton
Source: RefSeq, a predicted model, not a curated record